Messenger RNA from Cryptomeria japonica (Japanese cedar), 844 nucleotides. Its product is annotated as protein OXIDATIVE STRESS 3. NCBI's taxonomy places the organism in Eukaryota, Viridiplantae, Streptophyta, Pinopsida, Cupressales, Cupressaceae. Bases 193 to 591 code for a protein of 132 amino acids. The record is from RefSeq and is a predicted model, not a curated record. The transcript has 2 exons.
ACAAGAUAACUUUGGGUCUUCCUCCAAAAGACCCGGCUGGAGAAUAUUUAUAUGUGAGCCAAGAUUUUUGGUACCAAGAAUCCCAGUUGGGGAGUUUUUAAGAUUUCAUUUGUGCCUGCUAAUGCUUUGGAUGAUAAUUAAUCUUGAUUUACUUUAGUUCAUUUGAAAUCACGCUGAAAUCGUUCAGAUAAAAUGGGCACCAAAAGCACCAAUUCUUGUUGGAACAAUAAUACUUCAGAAGCUCAUGGUGGACCUCUCUACCACAUGAGCUCUCUCACAGCGGCCCUUCCCUGCAAGAGAGGGUUGUCGAAGUUCUAUGGUGGCAAAUCACAAUCAUUCUCUUGUCUAGAAGAUGUGACAUGUAUAGAUGAACUCGCCAAGACACAGGAUUCUUAUUACAGCAAGAAAAAAAAUAAGGGAUGUCAUGAACGUGGAUUGAGACAUAGUAAGUCAUAUGAACCUAGAAUAUCAUCAGCUUCAAUGAUUUCCAAGAGACCUCAGAAGGCUUCUAAAAUGAUGAUAGGUAAAAAGGCCAUGAGUUUGUCAAUGAGCUCAGAGUUAUCUCUUUCGAAUGCUCAGAAUAAUCCAUAGUCUAGAAGUUGUAUUGAGGUAUGCAACACCUACGGAAGGAAGAUGAAGCAAUACAAUCAAUAUAAAAAUACCGAGCUUAAGAAGUUUUGAUGGUUUAAAUCUACAACACACAUUUUAAGAAUGAUUCUUAAGCCAUUUUUCCCACCGUAAUAGCAUUAGAUCGGAGACAAAAUGAAGCUCCUUCACUCUUUAUGGUAGUAUUUUAUAUGUAAUCGAUGCGGAUUUGUAUGAAUGAAAUUUUUUGAUCGAAGUU